Corticium candelabrum is the source of this 1226-nucleotide messenger RNA. Its product is annotated as tricarboxylate transport protein, mitochondrial-like. Bases 324 to 1136 code for a protein of 270 amino acids. Gene Ontology annotation, molecular function: citrate secondary active transmembrane transporter activity. The record is from RefSeq and is a predicted model, not a curated record. Gene Ontology annotation, cellular component: mitochondrion. The transcript is spliced from 6 exons. Gene Ontology annotation, biological process: mitochondrial citrate transmembrane transport. Lineage: Eukaryota; Metazoa; Porifera; Homoscleromorpha; Homosclerophorida; Plakinidae.
CGAUGGAUUACGAGAUCCGCACUCAACGUAUUGCACAGCAACCGAUCGCUUACGCUGUCACUGCACGACAAUUGGCUGCAGCGUCGGCAGCGCCAGCUGCAGCAAAGAAACGACACCCCGUUAAGUCUAUUCUUGCCGGUCAGACUCUUGUUACUGUGAUACACUAAGUUGCAGAGUAGUAGAAAUGGAGGAAGAACGCGGUUUAGUACGAGCACUGCCAUUCAGUAGUGUUUGCAUUUUUCUGUCAUGCCAUAUGACGUCAUCAACCAGGAUUGACCGGCAGAAUACAUACAUGUGGCAUCUCGGGCGGGCUCGAGAUAUGCAUGACGUUUCCAACUGAAUAUGUGAAGACACAGUUGCAGCUGGAUGAGCAUUCUGCGCAGCCCCGAUUUCGCGGUCCCUGGCACUGUGUGAAGGUGACGAUCAAGGAUCAUGGAUUUUUUGGUUUGUAUCGAGGGUUGAGUUCGUUGCUGUAUGGCUCGAUACCAAAGUCAUCCGUAAGAUUCACAACGUUUGAACAAAUAAGAAAUAAACUGAUGGACAAAGAUGGCCGACUGAGCAAAUCGCACAUAUUGCUAGCUGGUCUAUCAGCAGGAGUAGCAGAAGCAGUGCUCGUUGUGUGCCCAAUGGAAACGAUCAAAGUAAAGUUUAUUCACGAUCAAACCCAGCCCAACCCAAGGUUUAAGGGUUUCUUUCAUGGUGUCAGAGAAAUUGUAAGGCAAGAGGGGCUUGCAGGCACUUAUCAAGGUCUGACUGCAACGGUGUUGAAGCAAGGAACGAAUCAGAUGAUACGAUUUUUUGUAUUCACUACGUUACGUAACUGGGUGCAAGGAGACGAUCCCAGCAAGGAUAUCGGGUCUGUAAAGACGUUCUGUAUUGGUGGCGUAGCUGGUGCUGCCAGUGUAUUUGGUAAUACUCCCAUUGAUGUCGUCAAGACACGAAUGCAGGGUUUGGAUGCAGCGAAGUACAAGAAUACAUGGGAUUGUGUGGUGAAGAUUGCAAAACAUGAGGGAUUUUUAGCAUUCUACAAAGGAACAACUCCUCGACUUGGGCGUGUAUGCUUCGAUGUUGCAAUAGUAUUCACACUAUACGAAAACAUAAUGAAAGGUCUAAACUGGCUGUGGCCGACCGAGUGAAUUUAUUCGUAUCGUUCCCAUUGUGUUUAUUUAAGAGACAUUUACUCUUAUUUCUGAUUCAAUAAUUCAGUAACAGACAACUAGAAAAUG